Messenger RNA from Leptopilina heterotoma, 2606 nucleotides. Its product is annotated as C-type mannose receptor 2-like. Gene Ontology annotation, molecular function: signaling receptor activity. The record is from RefSeq and is a predicted model, not a curated record. Bases 1 to 2451 code for a protein of 816 amino acids. Lineage: Eukaryota; Metazoa; Arthropoda; Insecta; Hymenoptera; Figitidae. The transcript is spliced from 15 exons.
AUGAAAAAUGCAUGCGAAAAUGAACGACAACCUGUCGUUGAAUAUUUUCACGUAAGCAAUAAACAAUAUUUAUUUUUCUCUGAACGAGUGACUUGGGAGGAAGCUCGUCUACUCUGCCUAAAUUACAAUGCAAAGCUGGCAAUUUUGAAUGACAUGGAAAAAGCGACGGCAAUCGCUCAAGCUUUAGCCGAAUCUGAUAUAUCGUCGGAAGACACUUGGUUAGGUGCCAGAAGAUUGAACACAAUUUGGACUUGGAUUGACAGCGAGGAAAUAGACUGGAGAAAAAAUAUCCUAUCAAUUGAGUCUGGAAUCGACAAUUAUCCACCUUGGAUUAGAGAACCGACGAGACCUACCAAAGAAUGUUUAGCAAUCGAUCGAAAAACUCACUCAAAUCCCAAUUUCAUUGACUUGGACUGCCGAAUACUGAAACCAUUUUUAUGUGAAAAAAAACCAGACGAUUCUCUAAAAUCUCCGGUACCGGCUAAAUGGAUUCAAAUUCAAAGAAGUACAUUUACACUCUAUCAUGGUAAAGUAACGUGGGACGAGGCCGCGACAUUUUGCCGAAAACAAGGUGCAAGAUUGGCUAUUUUACAGAAUCUCAACGUCAUCGAAAUUCUCACCAAUAGUAUGACUAAAACGCGACCAGAUUUUGAGACAGUUUGGAUCGGGGCACAUUUCUCGUAUGGACAAUGGAUCUGGAUGGCUUCCGGAGCAAUUUUGAAUUCUGUUUCGGAAAAUGGUUAUCCGCCCUGGAGUUCGGGUCGAUCGCAAAAAAAGGAAGGAUGUCUCCUUCUAGAUCGUCAUUUAACCGGUCAUACAAAUUUCAUUGAAGCCAAAUGCAAUCGAAAACGUGAUUUUGUCUGCGAAGAAUAUCCGCAGAUCGAGCAAGAUGUUUGGCUCAACGAUCCAGUGAAAUUCUCGCAUGAAAAUGAAACUUACAUAAUUUACUCCGCGGAGAAAUCGUGGCAGGAGAGUUAUGAAUUCUGUAAGGAGAGAGGCAGUUCUCUCGCCAUCAUUGAAGACAUGAAUGCCACGAAUGUCAUCAUCGAAGCCAUGGGUGAUCAUCCUAAAGGAAUCGAUCACAUUUGGACUGGAGGAACGUUCAAUUUAAAUACAACAAAAUGGGAAUGGAUUGACAAUAAAGAAGUGAUACCUUUCGAAAAAGAUAAAUUCGGCUUUCCACCUUGGGCAGAAUUUGAAAGUGAUAUCGACUUUGACAAUGAAGUUAAGAUUUGUCUCAAUUUGGAUCGCAGUGAUCAUGUGAAGGCCCACUUUUAUGGUUUGGAUUGCAUCAGUAGACAGCCAUUUAUCUGCAAAAUAACUUGUAACACUCCGCCAAAAGUAAAAAAUGGAAAUUGGAGUUGCCAAUCGAGAGAAUCUGGUAACAAUUGUCAAAUGCUGUGCAAUUCAGGAUUUAUCACAAAGGGAUUGAUAAAUGCCACUUGUUCAAAUAAUGGCGGCUGGACAAGUUCCAACAAUUGGCUCGAAUUUCCAGAAUGCUUAAAUCCAAGUGAAUACGCUAAUGAAUUUGUAAAAUCUUUGGGGUACGAGAUACAAAAAGUAAUUGGAUACUAUUUCAUCUUCGAUCAUUGGAAUGAAAAAAUUCGACAAUUAUCGUUUAAAUUUGCCGAACAAUUUCUAAACAUUUUCCCAAUUAAUCAACAAUUGAAAAUGGGAAUGGCGAGUAAUAUUACGAAUCCAAGUUUUCAAUUGGACUUUCAUCAAACCGAUAAUUGCCUGGCACUUGAAACGAUUAAUAAUUGGAAGAAUAAAAUUAGUGCAAAUCGCACCAAAGUCAAUAAAAUUUCCAGCAAUUGGUUUAAGGAAGUUUCCAAAAAUACGGGACGUAAAUCGCUAAUUGUGGCGAUUAUCGAUCGAAAUGAAGCUAAAACAUACAAAAAAAUUUUGCAACAAUUAAUAAAUGCCGGACAUCGCGUUACUGUGAUUGGUCUAAGAGAAGAUGAAGAAACACUUUUACCACUGGCUACCGUGGGUUUAGAUAAAAAGAUAAAUUUGUUUCUCUUUGAUCCCGAAGAAUUUGAAAUUAUCAUCGAAGAAAUUUCCAAGAAACGAAAAACAAUUACAAGUAAUUGUUCGUAUAGAUUGAAAAAAAUUGAAACUGAUUUGUUAAAUCAAAAUGUUUCGAAACUAAAUAAAGAAAUUAUUUUAGCCAAUACGACAGAUACAAUACAAAUAGCAACCACUAAUGAAAAUCUAGAAACGAAAUACGAAAAAUCAACUCAAAUUUCAACUUCAAUUUUCGAAGUUUCAAGCGAGUUGAGUCAACAAAAUCCAAGUAAAUUCGAAGACUCGAAAAGUAAUUUAGAAAACGUUCCUUUCAACGAAGCUGCAAAUCCAACUAAAAUUCCAAAAAACCAAUUUCAACACUCACCAGAAACAGAGUUACCUAUUUACAUGACUAAUCCAACAAGUGAAGAGGAAACUCGCUAAUAAAAAUUAAGCCUUACUUUACUAGCAAUGAAAAUCUCUUCAUAUAGUUUAUUUACUAAUUAGAAGAGUCAUUUAAAAAAAAAUUACUUUCGUUUGUAUUUACAUUAAAAAAUGAGAAUUAUUAAAUGAGAAUGUAAUAAAUUCAAAAAUUAUCA